AAAUGUCAAGCAGUACUUGUCGGUCAUGUGACGCCUACGGAAGUUCACGACCUCCAAAUUCCAGCUUCAAACACAGAGACGGAUGCCGGGAGUAUAACUGUCAGUGCGAAUGUAACGGUUCAUGGUCUUGUCCUUCAGAAAUGAUUAAAGAUAUCUGUAGGACGGACACAGAGUGCCGAACCUGCUGGGCUGGCAAUGCGGAACGCGAUACUAACCGUCCCUUCACGUUUACAGAAGACUGUUAUAAAUAUAGUUGCUUCUGCGCAUGUGACGGAAGUUGGGAUUGUCCAAAGAAUAAAACCAUAGAUGUUUGUAACACUGAUCCAGAUACAGGAUGCUACUAUUGUUCUGUUGGGGACGGAAGGCAUAAAGGUGGCACGCGCUUCAAGCACGUGAAUGGAUGCAUCGAAUACGAAUGCACGUGCAGCUGUGAUGGAAGCUGGAACUGUCCUGGAGAACUUGCUAAGGAUAAGUGUCGCACGAACCCAAAGACCGGAUGUUACUAUUGUGAAGUUAACGGUGACCGUUACGAGGGCAACACGUACUUUAAAUACACAAACGGAUGUAUUGAAUACAACUGUGCUUGUAAUUGUGACGGGAGUUGGAAUUGCCCUGGUGAAAGAGCACGUGACUUAUGCAGACAAAAUUCCACUUCAGGUUGUUAUUACUGUGAAAUCGAUAACUAUUUAUAUCAAGGGAAUUCUCAAUUUGAUUUGGUGCAGAACUGUUACAAGUAUCCCGGAUGUACAUGCGCGUGCGACGGCGGAUGGACAUGCGCACACACCAUAGGACAGUACGUCUGUGAUGAUCGAGGGAAUGAACGCACUAGUUGUAACACAUGUAUCGUAGAUGGAACAGAAUAUCGUGGUAACUCCAUGUUUUCUCUCGAUAGGGAAUGCGUGAAAUAUAUCUGUAACUGCGAUUGUAACGGAAGACUUCACUGUCCGUCCGGAAAUGCACGGAGAACUUGUGAAAAUGGCAACAGCGGUUACUUUGCUAGCAUUCAAACAGGUGAAAGGACCGACCAUGCACAUACACGGUCUCCGAGGCAAGUUAGCGUUGAUACAGGGUGCUCAAAGUGUUACAUCUCUAACACAGAGGUGUAUGAUGCUGGGGACCAGUUCACGUUGGACAGUGACUGCAAUAGGUUUCAAUGUUACUGUAAGUGUGACGGAUCGUACGACUGUCCUUCCCAGUACACAACUAACAUCUGCAAGAGGACCGGUUCGGGAUCAUCUCGAGGGUCGUCAUCAAGUAGUUCUUCCUCGAGUAGCGGAGGAGUAUCCGGUGGCGGCGUAUCAGGUGGCGGUCUUACGGCAACUUCAUCAGGUUCCCGGGUAAAAGCUAUCAGUAGGGGAACACUUGUGGGUACAAACGUGGAUCAAGAUCUUGGCGUGAAUGUUUGUAGACAGUGCGAGUAUCUUGGUGUGACAUAUGAAGGAAACAAGGCAUUCACGUUCGAGAAAGGCUGCUUCCAGUAUAAUUGUUUCUGUGAAUGUAGCGGAAGCUUCAAUUGUCCGUCGGAGAGGUCGCAGUACAUAUGUGAAGGUCGGAAGGAAUGUAUUAGAUGUGAUCUCACAGACUAUGACGGCAGUUUCAAGAAACCCAACACGAAUUUCACGAUCCGUCGAGGAUGUGAUCUGUUUGAAAACUGCAGGUGUAAUUGCGACGGGGGAUGGCAAUGUGAGGACGGAGUUUACACAUGUGAUUUAAAAGCAGGAUGUGAAGUAGACGGUCUAAGGUACGCAGAUGGCGCUGUGUUUGAACUAACACGAGGCUGUGAUAAAUAUAAGGACUGCAUGUGUCAUGAAGAUGGUAGAUGGGAUUGCGCGGGAAAAGAUGUUGAAGAUCUAUGCGGCCAAUGCCGCAAGUGUAAGAUUGGGGACGAUUACUACGAGGGAGACACGACCUUUACAGCAAAUGUCAACUGUACGAGGUACACCCGAUGUACGUGUAACUGUGACGGAUCAUAUGAAUGUAGGGGUGGUAGAUACACUUGUGAUUCACGCGGAGACCAAACGCCCGAAUGUACUGACUGCAUUUUCGACGGCAGAAGAUAUAGACAAGGCCAAAGUUUUGAUCACACUUCCUCCAAUCGCGGUUGUACAAGGUAUAGAGGUUGUGAAUGUCGAUGUGGCGAGACUACGUGCAGAGAGGUAGAUGAAACCUGUGGUGAUUGUCGUUCUUGCAACCUAGACGGGAAAGAACAUCCAGGCGGAUCUAUAUUCAGUUAUACUCAAGGUUGUUACGAAUACAGUCGAUGUGAAUGUAAUUGCAAUGGUAAAUGGGAAUGUUUUGGUGACUCUGCAAAGGACAUCUGUAACGCUUGCAGGAAGUGUAAUGUUGACGGAACCAUCUAUGACCCUUACACCAAAUUUAAACUGGACCGUAAAUGUUGGAAUUAUCAAUGUUUCUGUCUUUGUAAUGGCACAGUGGUUUGUCCCAGCGAAACAGUGGUUAACACCUGUAACGAGCCGGAUCCCUGUCUGACAUGUGAAGUUGAAGGUCGCCAGGUGCGUGGCAAUAGCCACUUUAAUUUCAAGCUCAGUGGAAUGGACAUGUAUUGCCGAUGUAAUUGUGAUGGAAGUUACGUAUGUGUAGCCGAGUGGAUGUACAUAAAAGAGGAUGUUUCUAUUUCCGGUUCAGGAAUAGGGAGCGGCUUAGAACGCUGUUCCAGAUGUCUAAUUGAUGGGCGUUCUUAUAAGGGGGAUAGUAAAUUCUCAAUCGCACGUAACGGAUUUACUUUAGAUUGUGACUGUUUUUGUAAUGGUGGGUACUAUUGUAUAGGAAAAACAAGUUUUGAGUACAAAGGAUGUCGCCAAUGUUCUGCAUACGGUAAGUCUUUUCCUGGAGACUCAAGUUUUCCUUUGGUAUACAAUGGCCUUAAACUUUCCUGUGAGUGUGAAUGUGACGGCAGUUAUAUAUGCUACGGAGCUGAGCGUCAGGUUAUCAUUUCUUGUACAGGGGGAUCAGGAUGUCUGCCAAGAAACUGCGGACAGUGUAUAGUAGACGGCGUGCGGUUCAAUGGGCUCGAUCAGUUUGGCACUUUAUAUAGGGAACAAAAUCUGCGAUGCGAUUGUGGCUGUGAUGGGUCUUACUAUUGCGAAGGUUCUGGCGGACUUAUCAUAUCAUGUGUGGGAGGAAAAUGUGUAGAAUUAGGUUGCAGUUCAUGUGAAGUAUUUGGCGAUAGAAUAAAUGGAGGAUCCGCAUUCGACCUCCACUAUAAAGGAUUAAAACUAGGUUGCCAGUGCGAAUGCGGAGGAAAUUAUCAGUGCUAUGGCAGCAACAGGGAAAUAAUCGUCCAAUGUAUUGACGGAAACGGAUGUUUGACCGGAAGCUGUCGUUCAUGCGUUGUAAACAAUAGACGCUAUAAUGGAAAGUCUACAUUUAGAUAUGAUUACAAUGGUAUCGACAUGCUGUGCACUUGUGCUUGUGAUGGAAGCUACUUUUGUGAGGGCGUUACAGAGAUAAUACAGAUCUCGUGUAUAAAUGGACAAUGCACACGACUUGGAUGCGCAUCAUGUAACAUAUUUGGUCUAUCAUAUGACGGUGAUUCAACGUUUGAUAUUAUUCAUUCUGGCCUUAAAUUAAACUGUAAAUGCUCUUGUGACAGCGGGUAUGUCUGUUACGGUGGAUCGUCAACAGCUGUAGUCACAUGUAUUGGUGGACGUGGACGCGGUUGUUUGCCAUCAACAUGCAGUCCUUGUUUAGUAAACAAUAGGGAAUACGCUGGUAGAUCUACUUUCCGUUCAUCUUAUAAAGGUAUCGAUAUUAUGUGCACGUGCGGAUGCGACGGUUCAAGUUACUGUGUAGGCAUAACAACAAGUAUUGAAGUAACAUGCACAGGAAAUAAAUGCACGCGGAUUGGUUGCAAAGAAUGUAGUAUAUUUGGAAGAGAGUAUAUUGGUGGAUCACAGUUUGAUAUGAUAUAUCAAGGAAAGCCCGUCACGUGUGAGUGUGAUUGUGAUGGAGGAUACAUUUGUAAGGGAUCUACCGGAAUCACUAUCAUAACAUGCAUAAAUGGUUUUGGAUCAGGUUGUCUGAUAUCCAGAUGUAGCCAAUGUGAAGUAGAGGGACGUCGAUAUGAAGGCAAUUCAAAAUUUCAGAUAUUAUACCAAGGCAUUGACAUGGAAUGUACCUGUUCGUGUGAUUCGUCUUAUUACUGCCAAGGAAUCAGAGAAGAAAUAUAUCUUUCCUGUUAUGGUGGUAAAUGCUCAAAGCCAAUCGGGUGUAGGCAGUGUAGUAUAUUCGGACAGAAUUAUGACGGUGUAUCUCAAUUUGACCUUGUCUAUGCUGGUAUGCUAUUGAAUUGUCAGUGUGCAUGCGACGGAAGUUACUUUUGUAUUGGAGAAGAAAACACAAAAAUAAUACAGUGCAGAGACGGACGUGGAAAUUGUUUGGAUAGAACUUGUCUACCUUGCCAAAUGGGUGGACAGACUCUCUUGCCAAGAUCCACAGGUCGUGUGCAAUAUGAUGGUUUUGAUCUCAAUUGCAUGUGUGGCUGUGAUGGAUCCGUAUAUUGUACUGGUAUAGGUUCUAAGAUUAUAAUUACCUGCAUUGGCGGCAUCUGUACACCGUCAGGAUGUACAACAUGUCGAGUAUUUGGGAAAGAGUAUAGAGCGUUAUCGUCUUUUAACACUAUUUAUUCUGGAUACAAUCUGGACUGCCGAUGUGACUGCUCUGGUGGGUACUUUUGUGAAGGUGAAAUAAAUCUGGAUUGUAGAGACACCACACGGCAAGACUGUUUAAUUGGAACAUGUCAAAGUUGUUUACUUGACGGGAGACAACACAGAGGUAAUUCUGUUUUUAAACAUGUUUACAACGGUAUCGACGUUUCUUGCACGUGUGGUUGUGAUGGAAGCGUUUUUUGUCAGGGAGUAACAGAGGUAAUUGAAUUACGUUGCGUUUCUGGACAGUGCACUCCGCUGGGAUGUAGAAGCUGUCGGAUAUUUGAAAAGGAUUACAAACCAUUGUCUUCUUUUGAUAUCAUUUAUCAAGGUGUUAAAUUGGAUUGUAACUGUGCAUGUGAUUCUAGUUAUUUUUGUAUAGGUUCUACAGGAGAAAGGGUUAUUGAAUGCCUGCCCGGAAGAAAUUGUCUUACGGAUCCAUGUAGAAAGUGUGUUGUAAAUGGCAGACAAUACGAUGCAUAUUCUACGUUUCCACAUAAAUAUAGGAACAUCGAUAUGCAGUGUAGGUGUGGAUGUGAUGGCACAUCAUAUUGUGAAGGAACUGAAAUUGUGAUUUUCGUCUCUUGCAUCGGGGACACUUGCUCACAGAUUGGAUGCAAAAGUUGUAAUAUAUUUGGGAAUAAAUAUGAAGGAGAUACAUCCUUUGAUAUUGUAUAUAAGGGUGUAAAGCUAGAUUGUACAUGUGAUUGUGAUACGUCAUACAGAUGCAUCGGCAAAUCACCAGAAGAUAAUCUUAUCUGUCCUGCUGGCCAGUCAUGUGUGACACCAAAGUGUAAGAAAUGUCGUGUGAACAACACGAGAUACAUGGGUGGACAAACCUUCCAGAUUGACUACGAAGGUGUACGAUUAAAUUGCAUUUGUGGAUGUGAUGGCAGUUAUUACUGUAGAGGGAUAUCUAUUGAUAUAGAAUAUUCAUGCUUUAGGCGUGGUGGUUGUAAGCAGAUUGGUGGAUGUCGCUCAUGUAAUAUAUUUGGUAUUGAUUACCCGGGAGGAGCAACCACAGAGUUUGUAUAUCAGGGAUAUUUCAUGAAAUGUCAGUGCAAUUGUGAUUCAGGAUACAAAUGUCUAGGAACAAAGGGUGAAAUCAUUAUUGAAUGUGCGCCUGGUCGAGAUUGUGUGGACAAGACUUGUGGUACAUGCCGAAUUGACGGACGUGAACUUGCUGGAAAUUCUGAGUUUGAUUACUUAUACAAUGGUAAAGAUAUGCGCUGUACAUGUGGUUGCGAUGGAAGUUAUUAUUGUAGGUGCAAAGAUGAUAAUACAGAAAUAUCGUGCAACAGGCGUGGAUCUUGUACAUGGGUUGGAUGUAACACGUGUAUGUCUGACGGUAUACAGCGCCAGGCGUACGAAGAAUUCGAAAAAUACUACGACAAUAUUCGAAUGAAUUGUUUAUGUUCCUGUGACGGUAGUUAUCGUUGUCAAGGUGUUGAUAGAAGGAUUGUAAUUAUUUGCUCAGGUGAUGCCUGCAACUUGGAAGGAUGCCGGACAUGCUUACAUGACGGACGAGAAUACCAGCAAAAUGACGAGUUUGAAAUACAACGUGGGAGUGAAAGAAAACGUUGCACAUGCAAAUGUGAUGGAACCACAGACUGCACAACAGUUGUUCAACCAACUUGUCUUUCUUGCAAUAUUGACGGUGUAACAUACAAAGGUCACUCGAGACAAAGGGUUUACAGAGAUUCUGUCUCCUAUAUUUGCGACUGCUAUUGCAACGGUACAUCAAACUGCUAUCUCGAAAGAAGACCUUCCUGUAAAGAAUGCGUAAUCGGUGGACAGAGAUAUGACGGAAGAACUCAAUUUGAAACUGUACUCGAGGGAUCACGUAUGCAGUGUACUUGUGAUUGUAGUGGGAGUUUUGUAUGCAAAAGCGAUUACAAAACUUGUUCAUCCUCGUCUGGUUGUGUUGAUGUUUGCACUGAUUGUGUGAUAGACGGAAAGACUUACGACGGAAAUACCGAUUUUCAAGCAGAUGUUUUUGGAUCAAGAAUGCAGUGUAGCUGUGAUUGUCGUGGAGGAUUCACCUGUCGUGGAAACGGGCGGACUUGCACCGUUUCAGGCUGCGUUGAUAAUUGUAGACGGUGUAACAUUGACGGUCAAAGCUUCAAAGGAAAUACAAACUUUGAUGCAGAUGUUUUCGGCUUAAGAAUGAAAUGUGACUGUGACUGUACCGGAAGUUUUACAUGUCGCAGUGAUUAUCGGACUUGUACAAGUUCCGGUUGCGUAGAUAACUGCAGACGGUGCAACAUUGACGGGCAAAGCUUCCAAGGAAAUACAAACUUUAAUGCAAAUGUGUUUGGUUUAAGAAUGGAAUGCAAUUGUGACUGUACCGGAAGUUUUACAUGUCGCAGUGAUUACCGAACUUGCACAAGUUCUGGAUGCGUAGAUAAUUGUAGACGCUGUAACAUCGAUGGACGUAGUUUUGAAGGAAAUACAAAUUUUCAGGCUGACGUUUUUGGCCUUCGAAUGGAUUGUAAUUGUGACUGUACCGGAAGUUUCACCUGCCGUAGUGACACUCGAACAUGUACAAGUUCCGGUUGCGUAGAUAAUUGUAGACAGUGUAACAUUGAUGGACAGACUUUCAAGGGAAAUACCAAUUUCAAGGCCAAUGUUUUUGGUUUACGAAUGGACUGUAGUUGUGACUGUACGGGAAGUUUCAGUUGCCGUAGUGAGACUCGAACAUGUACAAGUUCCGGUUGUGUAGAUAAUUGCAGACGGUGUAACAUUGAUGGACAGACUUUCAAGGGAAAUACCAAUUUCAAGGCCAAUGUUUUUGGUUUACGAAUGGACUGUAGUUGUGACUGUACCGGAAGUUUCAGUUGCCGUAGUGAGACUCGCACGUGCACAAGUUCCGGUUGUGUUGAUAAUUGUAAACAAUGUUUGAUUGAUGGCCAAAGAUUUCAAAAUGAAAGAGGCUUUGUUGCAAAUGUGUUUGGAGACCGUAUGCAAUGUAGUUGCGAUUGUUCGGGAAGUUUCACAUGUAGCAGCAGCCGACAAACUUGUACUUCCGCUUAUGGUUGCAAAUCUUCAUGCCAGUCAUGUACAGUAAACGGACGGCGUCGUGAUGGAGAUUCAGAAUUUGAGGACAUACUUCAAGGAAUUCGUAUGAAGUGUUCAUGCGACUGUGCAGGCAGUUGGGUUUGCCGAGGCGGAACAUAUACCUGUAAUAGUUUCGGAUGUAAAAGUAGCUGCGAAGGUUGUGAAAUUGAAGGGAAACGUUAUGAUGGUAAUACAAGAUUUGAAAUUUUCCACCAAGCUUACGGAAUAACGAUGACAUGCGAAUGUCAAUGCGGAGGGUCGUACACAUGCAAAGGCACGAAGGAGAUUGAAUCUUGUGUUGGGUCCGGAUGUAAUGACGAUGGUUGUAAUGAUUGUGUGAUAAACCGCAUUAAAUAUAAAGGGAAUACACAAUUUGAAGCUAUGAUUGACGGAUUACGAAUGCAAUGUACUUGCUCAUGUAGUGGAGGCUAUCGUUGUACUGGAACUAGGACAGAGAAAGAAUGCUACGGUCCAGGCUGUACCGACAAUGCAUGUUUGAACUGUGUAAUAAGGGGACGAACAUAUGCAGGAAAUACUCAAUUUGACAUUGACGGUGAUGAUGGAGUCAGACUGAGGUGUAUGUGUGACUGUGACGGGCGGUACACAUGCAAAGGUGAAAAGUCUACAACAGUUUGUGUUGGCGCAGGUUGUGAAGGUAAUCCACAAUGUAAUUCGUGUAUUUAUGAGGGGAGAGAAUAUGCAGGUCGAAGUGUAUUUAAGACUGUUAAAAAUGGAGUGAACAUGGACUGCACGUGUGCGUGCACGGGAGAAGUGCGAUGUGAAGGUAAGCGGAUCAUAGAAUGUGAAGGACCAGAUUGUUUCACAGGAUGUAGAAGAUGUGUUAUUGACCAAGUCCCUUAUACUGGCAAUACGAGAUUUACUAUAAGAAAAGGUAAUGUUGAUUACUCGUGUGUUUGUUAUUGUGAUGGAUCUUACAGUUGUAAGGGUUCAACAGGUUUCGAAACUUCUUGCGUUGGCGAGAGUUGCGCAGCCGACCAGUGUAGGAAUUGCAUGCUGUUUGACAAGGAAUACCAGCUUGAUGCAAGGUUUAGACUUCAGAAAAAUGGCCUUAUAAUGAACUGUGUGUGUGAAUGUGAUGGCGCGUAUAGAUGUUUCAGUAUAUCUGGCACAUGUUUUGGUGAGGACUGUGACGUGUACGGAUGCAAAUCAUGUUCAGCUGAAGGUAAGGCCUUUGGCGCCAACACGCAGUUUGAACUGUCAACCGGACUUAUAUGUACCUGUCAGUGUAAUGGCGAGUAUACUUGCAGGUCAAAGUCACUUCAGAUUGACUGUAUCGGAGCAGACUGUGGUGUAGGGAGCGGCUGUCGGAAGUGCAGUAUUGAUGGUGACAUUUAUACAGGAAACAAACGGUUCCAAAUACGUAAAUAUGGUUUGCUUAUGCAUUGUGCGUGUAAUUGUGACUCAUCAUACACGUGUCGUGGAUACCAAAUUAUUUCUGACGGUGAGAGCUCCGUCGGAUCGGGUUGUAAUGCUUGUGAAAUAAAUGGUCGACGCUAUAACGGAAACACACGAUUUCAGGUAAUGAUUAACGGGGAACGCAGCGUUUGUUCAUGUGACUGUGACGGAACGUACACUUGUCAGGAUUCUGAAAGAGAAUGUCGUGAAUGUGUCAUCGGUUCACAAAAAUACGCAAGCAAUACAGAUUUUUCAUUGAUUCAAAAUGGUCAGAGUAUACGAUGUCGCUGUGAUUGUGGCGGUAAUUUUAUAUGUGAAGGUAAAGGAGGCGGGGCUUGCAGUGGAAACGAAUGCGGGUCAGAAAGAUGUAAUGUUUGCACAAUAUUUGGUGUCAGGUACAGGGGUAACUCUAGGUUUUCUACUGAAGUAAAUGGCAUGAAUAUGUUAUGUGAGUGUCUGUGCACUGGAGAAUAUUCAUGUCGAGGUUAUAGACAAAUUACCAAUGUUAUAUUACCAGCAAAGAAAGAAAAAAUUUGCGAAUCUUGCUACGUUGCUGGAACUGAACAUCCGGGCAAUUCGAGAUUCAAGAUUCAAAGAGGGUGCUUCCAGAUAGAAUGUGUUUGUGGUUGUAAUGGAAUGUGGGAAUGUCCGGACCAAAUACCGACCUACACAUGCCCCGGUGGAAGAUUUGAUUUUGAUUCAAAUGUUGUGACCAAACAGCGCUAUAGCAUUGCUGGUACUCAUGUGUAUACUAAAGGAACUACCAGUACAGAUUCGAAACAGUCUGUUAUUUAUACAGGGGAGGAAACAUCAUCGGUUGUGUUUGGUGAUGGUGUAUCAUGUCAGUCGUGCUUUAUAAACGAACGGGAGUACGACGGAAAUACUGAAUUUGUAUUACAAGAUGGCUGCCUUCGGUGGACAUGCGCAUGCGACUGUUCAGGCGGAUGGAACUGUUCCGCAGUCACAGGAAGUCAGUGUGAUGGACCGCUUUCUCCUUUUGAACAUAAACAAUGUAAGGUUUGUGAAGCAUAUGGAAAACGAUAUCCUCCAAAUAAAGAAUUUCAAGCUGAGGACGAAUGUUACAGAUAUACGUGCACGUGCAAUUGCGAUGGUUCAUGGGAAUGUCCGAGGGAAUUAACAGUACAAACUUGCAGCGAUACCUCGUCUGUGUAUGACCCAGAAAAGGGCACGUGUCGACAGUGUAUAAUAGGUCCCAAUAAGUAUAACUAUGGUGACACAUUUGACCUUAUUGAUAACUGUAUUAAUUAUAAAUGUUUGUGUCAAUGUGAUGGACAGUACAAAUGUCCUGCUUCAACUGGAGUUCGAGUAUGUCGAACAGGAUCAGGCACUCCAGGUCGACAAGUAACAACAGGAUCUAACACAGUUGCCCAAACAGGUCGAACAGUUGUUGCAAUCCGACCGUCUGGAUAUGGAACUAGAGGAACAUAUUCCAGCACAACGGGAACAAAAUAUUCAAGUAGCCAUUCCGGGACACAGACCGGACAAACUAACGAAAACAUGUAUAGAAUACAGACAAGUGAAUAUCAAUCACAAGAUAAUUCAGGAAGUUUGGCGUCCAUAUUAAGCGGAAGUCAGUGCAGGGAUUGUAUUUUUGAUGGAGAGGCAGUGAAAGGAGGGCGUGACUUCACAUAUCGUUCAGGAUGUAUAGAACACUUGUGCGACUGUUACUGCAAUGGUACCCAUUAUUGCGACCCGACUAAAGAGAUUGAUUUCUGCAAGCUAGAUAGGGCCAGGGCCAAAAAUACACAACCUAAAGGUUGUGCAAUAGGAAACCGUACAUACACAACGGCACUAUUUUCUUACGAAGCUAACUGUAAGAAGUACUACUGUCGCUGUUAUGACGAUGGAACUCACUAUUGUUACCCCAACAAGACAAAGACAGUUUGUUAGGAGUUGAAUGUUCUUUCCUGAGCAGAAGACAACCUGCAGACGACAUUUCUAUUUUCAUAGCAGACGAUAUUUACAUUAUAGCAUUUUAUCUUGUUUAUAACAUCAUUCGUUUUAUAUCAGCGUUUUUUUUUGUCUAAUUAGUACUUGCUAUGCCUUUGUCUGCAGGCGUGAUUUUUUCUUUGAUUUUAAGCAUUUGUUAAAAAUGCCAAAUAUGCCAUACUUAAGGCACGAUUGUUAUCCAAUUAAGACAAAAAAGGCAUGAAAAAUACGUGAAUAGUUUUAUAAAAGAAUUCUUAAUCAGGAAACUAACUGCAAACUAUACAAAAAUGUCAUCAACGUUGUUAUCAUUGUAUUCUAUAUUCAACUCUCAAAUGUUUUAAAUCUAACAUUGUUAUAUUUGAUGAUGAUGACGAUGACGAUGAUAAAUGUUAUUAAUAUAAUAAUUAUAAUAAUGAUGAUAAUCAACCGGCUAAGACUUUUGUGACAUUGCAAAAUAUAACUCUGCUCAAUGUACCAACAUAUUUACUGUAUUAUCGUAAAGAUGUUUUCUCACUUGUUUUCUUAUUAAUUUUUAGGUCAUUUGGUUUCUCUUGAAAACGUUUUUUUUUGUUGGAUUGGGGUGGGGGUGAUAGUUUAUUUCAUUUGAUAACUGGACUGUUCUUUAUUGUGAUGUGACGUGUACAUAGUAGAACUAUGUUACUUUAUUUGGACAGAAAGUAUUAAAAAUUUGUUGUAUAUGCAUCUUUAACUGUACUCCUAUU
Molecule: messenger RNA, 11812 nt
Organism: Ruditapes philippinarum (Manila clam)
Lineage: Eukaryota; Metazoa; Mollusca; Bivalvia; Venerida; Veneridae
Source: RefSeq, a predicted model, not a curated record